AUGCCAUCUCCUUUUUCCUCCAAACCAGAAUACAUCUUUGACGACGAAGAAAAGUUCAAAGAAAAGACGAUCAGUUCGAGGAAAUAUAUCACCAAGUUCAUUUUAUAUUUGAAGUUCAUGACUUCAAACCUUUAUAUUGUUGGGCAUUUAACGACAAAUACUAAUCGACUGCUACACAUGUAUCACCAGGUGUCCCCGCCCAACGGCAAUACUCCAACAGUGAAGGUGUGGUUCCAGAACCGCCGCAUGAAGCACAAGCGCCAGGCGAUGACCAAGAGCGACGACCCCGACAAGAAGGCGGGCGGCGGCCGCCACCGCGCCGACGACGCCACCAACAACAACACCAAGUCGGCGCCGUCCUCGCCCGACAGCAUGUGCUCCUCCGACGUCAAGAAGGAGGAGAGCAACGACAGCCUGCCUCUGGGCGGCGGCGCGGGCGGCAGCGGCGCGGGCGGCCCCCUCCCCUCCGUGGGGCCGGGGGCGCCCGGGGGAGGCGGCCCCCCCGGCUCGGGCCUCGCGCCCCUCGCCGCGCUCGACACGACCAAGGUCAAGUGCGAGGACUCCGAGGGCGUGCGCUACCCGGGCCCGGCGGCCUUCGGCGGCGAGGGCGUGGGCCUCAAGGACGGGCCCGGGGGCGGGGCACAGGACACGGCUCCCCUCAACACCCCGCCCAUCCCGCGCGCCACGCCGCCCCUCACGCCCGCGACGCCCACGCCCUCCCCUGCCCACCUGGCGGGAGGCGCCCGCGGCGUGCCCGGGUCGCCCGCCCUCACCACCCCGCCCAUCACAUCCAGCAGGGGAGGCCCGCCGCCCGCGCCCACCACCACUGCGGUGUCCGCCUCCGCUGCCGCAGGCGCAGCCUCCACCACGAACACCUUGCCGUCGCACGGGUUCGCCGUGAACUCCGGCGGCCGCGGCGCCGCCCGCAGCGCCUCCUUCUCCUACUGCGGCGCAGAGGGCAAGGGGCGCGGCAUGGCCGGCAGCUACCCGGGCGCGUACCGAGGGGCGUGGGUCGACCAGUACCGGGGCAUGGGGCGCGCCACGCCGCCCCAGUUCAUGGCCAACGCCAACAGCCGCGCCUCCGGCACCCACGCCUACGACUACACGUGCGCGCAGCAGCACCAGCAGCAGCAGCAGCAGCAGCAGCGCGGCCAGCACAUGUACAACGGCGGCUACGGGAUGGACGGCUACUCCUACAACCGGCACUACUACAACAACAACAUGAUGUGCGCCGACGGCUACUCGAGCUACAACUACAUGUACGGCAGCGGCGGCAUGUACGCGUGCCAGGGCGACGCCUCGGGCCACCAGUACUACGACUCGUACGGCAUGACAGGCGCCACCGGCUACGAGCACGCAGACAAGGGCUCCGGCAUGGCCUCGAUGACGGCCAAUAAUCCUGCCAACAUGGCCAACAUGGCCAGCAUGAACAAUAUGUCUCAGGGCGGCGGCGGUGGCUACUACGGCGGCGGCGGGGCCAACGGCGCGAGCGCGGACGGCGUGGCCUAUCAGGAGCAGCAGUACGCCAACCACCAGCAGACCCACGAGCACGACCUCAACUUCACGUUCAACUUCUUCGAGCAGGGCGGCGGCGGCGGUGGCGGCGGCGGCGGGGCCAACGGCGCUGCCGGCGGCGCGGGGGGCGGCACCGGCGGGAGCACGGCGCCCAGCGAGAACAGCAACUCCUCCGACUUCAACUUCCUCUCCAACCUGGCCAAUGACUUCGCGCCCGAGUACUACCAGCUGAGCUGAGCUCGCGCGGCGUCCGGCAGCGAGGGCGGCGACGCGUGCGAGCUGAUAGACUUCAUGUGAUGCGCAAAAGAGAAUUUAAAAAUGAUAAGAAAUAGAUAAUUUUUAUAGACCAUUUAUUAUUUGUGAUUCUCCUACAUUGACAGUUAGCAAAAAAGAUGUAAGUGUGAGUAAGCGAAGGGCGUCCAGGCGCGCGAGAGAGCCCCCGCGGCCGCCCGGGCCUGGCCUCGAGCUGGGCCGGAGCCGCCGGCCGAGGCGCCGCGGGAGGCCGGCAGCGACGCCGCAGCCCGGGAACUGGUCCUGCUUCGUGUUAACGGUGAUGAGUGUGUGUAGUGUGUGAAUUGUGUAGGGUAUGAAUAACGCCCUAGUGUCAAGUGGCACUCAGUGUCAUCCGGACUGCGCCGCACGGAUAGGUGCCGCCUGUGGCCGGGCACCACUUGGCCAGAAGUGCCACAAUCGUGUCCUUUUGUGCAUGGCACCAUUAUGUCCCUUGUUGAUGUAUGAAUAUCACUGACCCCAGAAUGUGUUCCAGUGCAUGGCACUUGUGUGUGUCACGUGUCUUGUGUGAGUGCCACACUGUAUCCUGCAGCCGCUUGGUGACCGAACCAUUGCCAAGGGAGCCAUGCGCCGCGCGGAGCGAGUGUCACGUAGCGGUGUGGUGCCAGUCAUUCCAACGCCCCGUAGAUGUCCCCCCCCCCCCCCCCGUGCGCGGUAGCCGUGUAGUCGCCCGUAAUUCCUCUCUCCCGUAGGGUUAAGCUUCGGCGGCCUCGCCCUGAGGCCGCCGGUGAUAUGGGGUCAUCAUUCUGUUGUCGGAUUUUCAGCAAUAAUUUAUACAACUUUUAAAUUUUUCUCAUUAUUUUUCCAAAUGCUGGGAGCCCGCGAGGCUCGGGGACUGAAAUCACGAUAUCUUCCUUAGGUUACUUGGCGAGAGUGAAGAGAGCCGCGUUCGAUAAGAUGCGG
Molecule: messenger RNA, 2709 nt
Organism: Penaeus chinensis
Lineage: Eukaryota; Metazoa; Arthropoda; Malacostraca; Decapoda; Penaeidae
Product: homeotic protein proboscipedia-like
Exons: 4
Coding region: 1-1752 (583 amino acids)
Molecular function (GO): DNA binding
Source: RefSeq, a predicted model, not a curated record